Olea europaea var. sylvestris is the source of this 850-nucleotide messenger RNA. RefSeq lists its product as uncharacterized. The transcript has 3 exons. NCBI's taxonomy places the organism in Eukaryota, Viridiplantae, Streptophyta, Magnoliopsida, Lamiales, Oleaceae. Bases 193 to 633 code for a protein of 146 amino acids. The record is from RefSeq and is a predicted model, not a curated record.
AACUAACUUAAAACCAAACAAGAAGCCGAUUCUAAGUAAACUUAUCAUCUUCACAUUCUCUCUCUACAUUUAGAGUGAAAGAGAGAAGCUGAAACAUUUUCAAGAAAGAUCAUCAGACUUUAAAUCUACCAGAGAUCACAGCCUUUAUUUAUUUUUAUUUUUUAUGUGAAUUGUUUUUUGGGAGGCUAAAUCAUGGUGGGAAUUUUCUCAAGAUUUUCUGUCAGCAAAGCUGGUCAUCGGAGGACUCAAAGUGCAAUUGAUGAAAGGGAAGUAUUGCCUUCUAGUUCUGAGGUGACAGGUGCUGUUACUGCAGCUGCAGCUGCCACACACGGUAUUGAAGUUGCUGUGGAAUUCAAGCCAGUUGAACACCCAACUGAGCCUCUUGACAAUGAUCAACCAAUCCAGUGCCCAUUACCCGAACCGUCGAUUCUUAAUGAUGGAAGAAUAUGGAAGGAACGAGUGUCUUCAGGCGUUCAAAGGAGGACUGAUAUGCCAAUCAUUCCAAACCCACCAACUCCUGUAGAAUCCGUAACUUCUGGAACAAAACCUCGGCCCCCUAAUCGCGUUAUUCUGCCAUCAGUCAGUGCCCCAGAGCACAGCAUCCUUAAGCUGCUCGAAGAGUCUGGUAUCUAAACUUAAACAUCAAUUUAUCAUAAUUGGAAUACUUUCUCAUAAUAUUUGGUUAAAGCUGGAUUUUGUUCUGUUCUCACCCUUUUAAGCUUCGUUUUUUGUUCACAUUUACGACCAGUUAUGUAUUUUAUGAAAGACAUGUUCAAACCCCAUGUAUAUUUUGAGAAAUGAUGGCAGUUUUAUUUGUAUUGAGGAUGUAAGAACAAAUACAAGUUGUACA